AUGUAUAUAAUUCAAAAGAUAAAGGGAAUUAUAUAUGACAAUGCUGAUAUAACUAGUGUAAAAAAAGAAAAAAUAAAUAAAAAAGUUCAUGUUAAUGAACUAAAGGAUGAAAUAUGGUUAUACAAAAAUGAAUAUAAUAAAGAAAAUGUAAAUGAGGAAUAUGACAAAGAAAUUGAUGAUAACGAAUAUGAUGAUGACGAAAAUGAAAAACAGCCAACAGAUCAUUUUUUAGAAGUUCCGUUAUUUGAUGAGGAUGAUUAUGGGAAAAAUAUAAAAAGACGAAUAAAGGAUUUCCCAAAUAAGAAAAUAAAUUCUAUCAAAAGAUAUGACGAGACAGAAAUGAGCGAAGAAACUUUAAGUACAACAUAUGAUGAUGAAGAAAUAGACGAACCCUUUCUGGAUUUAUACGAAGAAUUAAAGAGGGAACAAAAAAUAAGAGAGUUCUAUAAUCCGAUGUUAAAGCCACGCUUAUGGCGUUUAGAAUUUUUUAUAAAAUACAUUCAUAAUUUGGAAAAUAAUAUUCAGAAAAAUUUUUAUUUAAUAUCAUUUGGAAAUACCAAAAAUAUAAAUCUUUAUGGGGGGUUGCAAAAUGAUGUACUAUAUACUCCGGGAUAUUCUAUCAAACCAGGAGAAAUUCAAUAUUUAAAGAUUCCAUUAACAAUUUGGAGUGAAAAAGAAUUAAGCAUAUCUUAUGAAGAUUUGAAAAAAUUUGAAGUUACAAUUGAAAUGUGGUGCAUAAAGGGGCUUAUCUUUAAUGAUCUUUAUGCUUCUUCUAAAAUAAAUUUAAAAGAAAUAAUUGAAAAUGAUCCAGAUAGUAGCAUAGUAUUAAAAAGGAAGAUUGAAAAAAAUAAAAUGACAUUUGAAGCCCAACGUUUGGGGAUAUAUAUGCAAUUAUCGGAAAUCUUCGAGUUUCAUAUGGCCUUAGACAGUUGGUGGUUUAUAGCAAAUUCUGAGAUGCCCAAUUAUUUAAAACUAUUACCAAAAUUUUUAAGAUUUAAGUUCCCUUUAAGUGAAGGUGAAUGGGUAAUUCAUAGUUCGAAUAAAUCUAAUAAUAAUUUUUGGCUUUAUCCUGGAUAUUUUUGUUUUAUUGGAACAUAUCGACAAUUAGCAAAUGCUUUUUUUAUUCUCGCAGUAUUAUGCUAUAAUUCUAACUACAGAUAUAAGCCACCUAUUUUAUUGGGUUCAUGUAUAGUAUCUCUAAAAUCAGUAACUGAAUACCCUUUUUUUAAGGGAACUGUAAAAAAGCUAACGUUGGAAAAAAGAAAAUUUAAGCAGGGAGAAAUUGUAGGAAAUAUAAAAUGCUUUGUUAAUAGUUAUGGAAUACAAGAAGACGAUACAAAUAUCCAAAGGCCUGUUCAACCAUUAAGUGAUGUUACAUUAGUAAACCAAUUGUCUUUAAACGAUCAUUAUUUAGUAAUAAGAAUAAUAAAAUGCGAAAACUUAGCUAUAAGUAGUAUAGACCUAAACAAUAUUAAUAUAAAUGUGUGGGUAAAAUGGGAUGGAAUAGUUAACAAAACAGAUAUUGUAUCAAAAACUGUGUCCCCUUUUUUUUAUCAAAAUUUAUAUUAUCCAAUACGAUUAGUUGACAAAAAAGAAUUAACAAAUGAAAAAUUAAUACAUAAUGUAUUACCUAUCGAUUUAAUUUCAAAAGGAGAUAUUUGUUUAGAAGUUCACAAUAAUAAUGAAAUAUAUUCAUCAAUUUUAGGGAUUUUCGAAUUGCCAUUUUCGGAUAUAUUUAAUUACGGAACAUAUGAUUAUAGAGGAUUAGUUCAGGAUAACAAUUCGAGUUCAAUAUAUAAUGAAAACAAAAAUUACGAUUUUUAUGAUCAAGAGUUUGAUAAUCCCGAUGAGAAUUAUGAGGAUUAUUAUUCAAGACAAUAUAAAACAAUUGUUUAUAAAAAUACAUUAGAUUUAAUGUAUUCUAGAGCACAUUUAAAAUCUUUAAAUAAGGGAAAUGCGCAAACAAAAAGAAAAUCGACCAUAUCAAUCGAAGCUUUUGUAAUCCCUCCACUUCCAAGUGGGUUGGUUUUUUUUAAGGAAAAUCAAUCUCAAAAUUCUUCUAUAAUAUACAAAUCUAUGUCAAAAAGAUGGGAUCAAGAUUUUAAGGGAUUUAAUGAUAUAUAUUUACAGUGGUUUCCAAAGGCUAUUAAAAAUAGAAGCUUCCCUUGUAUAAGCAAAAAUGAAUUUGACGAUAACUACUAUCCUCUUUGUAGUUUUGUAACGCCUAUUAAUUUACCGGCCCAAGUUUCAACACCUGGUCCUUUAUUUCACUGGCUAAAUAAUAUUGAGUAUAUAGAAAACGACGAUGAGUCGACCAAUUUGACUCCUCCACAUUUUUUCUUGUCUUACAAAAAGGGAACAAUACAAGACCAUGCCAUAUUACUAUGCUGUUGUUUGAAGGGAUUGGAAUAUGACGCAUAUGUAUGUAAAGGCACUAUAAAUAACGGUAAAACGGAGCAUUACUGGGUAAUGACUAGACAUGAAAAAGGAUGGGUAUGUUUUUGGGAAGUAACAAAUAAAUCUAUUAUACAUUUAAAAGAUCGAUGGAAUAACAAUAAUUUUUUAAAAAAUUUUGAUAUAUUAGCAGAAAAUAAAAUGAUUAAUAAAAUAAAUGAAAAUGAUAAUGAAAAAUAUUAUAAUGGUGAAUAUUUAGUAAGUUAUAUAAAAUAUGGUUUAGAAGAAUUAAAAAAUCGUAAAAACCAAAUAAUACAAGAAUAUGAUAUAAAAGAAGAAAACCAAUUAUAUACUAUGGACCUAUAUGGGGAGCAUCUUAUGAAAGAUGAGGAAGUGAAUAUUGAUGAGCUUUUGUAUAAUGAUGAAGAAUUUUUUGAUAAUAUAUUUAAAGUAAAAUAUGAGAAAAAUAAAACAUAUAAUUGUAAUAAAGCUAUAAAAUAUGUAUUAGAAUCUUUUUCAAAACAUAUACCUAUCGCCCCCAAAUUUGGUUUAUUAAAUUAUGAAAAUACAUUGGCAUAUGUUCCAUAUACAUCUAUAGAAGUUAUUUUUAAUGAUCAACAAGUAUAUGGUAAUAUGCAAAACCAUCAUCCUGCAUGUAUUCUAUAUGACUUGGAAAAUAAUUAUCAUUGGCGCCCCUUUUUAAAUCAUGAGCCACCACAAAUAAAAAGUGAAAUAACAAUUUCAACUCCAUUAAGUGAUAAACUUUCAAUAAAAUAUAUGAAGGAACUGGAAGAAGAAUUACAGGAAAUGAUUUUUUUUAUUAGAAACGUUGAAGGAUUAGAAACAAAUUUUGAUCAUUCAAAAGAAAUAAAAUAUUUUUUAGAAAUGUAUAUUGAUAUAUGUGAAUAUAAGUUAAACUUAGACAACAACUUUAAUCCUAAACCAGAAAACUAUGAAUAUAAAAAUGGAAAAGAAAUCGAAAAAAAUGUGAAUAACGGUUCAAUGUCUGGAAAUAAGGAAAAUAGUAUGGAAAAUAUGAAUAAAAUAAAUGAUAAUAAUAUUUAUAAUAAUGAAUCCAAAAAAAGCUGGUCUCAAUAUAAAAACGAUUUUUAUCCAAAUAUCGAAGGGCAAUAUAUAAAUAAAGAAAAUAUAAAUUUUCAUAAUUCUUAUCAUCCAGCUAAAAAUGUAGAAAUAAUGAAUAGUGAAAAAAAAAAAAAAUUAUCUAAUAUUCCUCAAGAUUAUGUAUAUGGAAUGAAUAAUGAAAUAUAUAAUGAUGGAAAGGAGGAAUAUAUAAAAAAUUAUGUUUUUAAUAAAAAUAGCACUGAUAUAUUAAAUAAUUAUGAUGAAAAAAUCAAAAGUAAAAACAUUAAACGUUUUAGUAACGUUCCUUUACACCAUCAAUAUAACGAACAAGACAUAAAUUGGCAUUUAGAUAUUCCAAAUUAUAUUUACAAUUGUGAUAAUAUUAAAAAAGAAAAGGAUAUAAAUGAUGAUAUAGAUUGCAAUGAUAAUCCGAGAAAAGGAGACAAAAUACGGGUCGUAAUAGAUGAUGAAAAAGAAAAAAAUAUAUACAACGAAUAUUGUGUAGAACAUAAUUGUGAAGAAUAUGAAGAGGAAAUAUACAAAGAAAUAAAAGAAAGAUAUUAUCGUUGUGAUGAUAGUGAAUUCUCUGACAAUAUAACUCAUAAAAAUAUUCCAAGAAAAUAUAUGAAAAAUAAUAAUAAUAUUCUUAAAUUAGAAAAAAAAUUAAAAAAAUAUGAAAAAAUUAUGAAAAAAGAAAUGAUUGAUAUUAAAUUGGCUCGUAAAGGUGUACAAGACAAAAAUAAAAAAAAAUUAUUUUCGAAAUUUUUAGAUGCACAGGAAUAUUUGAUGAAUAAUCUGGAAAAUAAAAAUUAUUUGAAUUGUGAUAAUAACAUAAAUGAGAUCAAAAUUGGAAAUGAAGAUAAUGCUGAAAUUUAUCACAACAAUCUUAACUGUAAACAAAAUAGUAAUUGGAAUAAAUAUAAUGCACAGAAUAUAAAAGAAAAAAAUAUAGGUUAUCCAAAAUGUGGAAAAAUGAAAUAUCCAAUCAAUGGAUAUUUUAUUAUUCCUUCAAAAAGUAGUAGGAAUAAUAUAUAUACUUUUGUGGAUGUAGGGAAAAAUGAAAAAAAAAAUUAUAAAAAAAAAGGAGAUAGAGAAAAAGUAAAAGUGGGCAAAAAUGAUAAGCAAUGUGAGAAAAAAAAGAGAAAAAAUAAUUUUCUUAAUAUGUGUAAAAAAUCAUAUAAUAUAAAAUUAAUAGAUGAUAAAAAUUUAAAUAAAAAAUGGGCAAUUAAAAAAAAAUAUAAUAAAAUAAAAGUGGGGAAAUUUAGAUUAGGAGGGCGUAUACACAUUAGUGGAAAAAGAAAAAACAAAUUAUUUUGUGAAAAUAUUUCUUUUUUCAUAAAUUCAAAUAUCAUCAAAAAUAAUGGGGAAACGCAAUUUUUAAUUGAUAAAGAAGCAACAAAUUUUACCAAAAAUAAAAAAUUUGCAUAUGAAAGUAUUCAUCAAAUGUACAUUUCAGAAACAGAAGGGAAGAAUAACCAUACAAUUGCAGAAGAUCAGAGUUUGAAAUUGGACACUCAAAUAAAUCAAAAAUGGCCUAUGAAUAUGCUAAAUGAAUCUAAUGAUGAAAAUAUAAUAAUCAAAAAUAAAACAAUUCCAAAAAAUUUUGGUGAACUGGCAAUGGGUAAAAAAUUUGAAAAAAAUGAAAAUGGUGAAAAUAAAUCUGAAAAAAAUAUUUCAGAAGUUUCUCCACCCAAAACAUGGUCAAGAUUAGAUACGACAUCUAAAUAUGCUGCCCAUCAAAUUUCACAAUGGAACUGGUACUAUGCCUUGGAGGAGCAAUAUUUCAAUUGGCAAUACUACAAAUUUCCAGUUCCGGCAAAUCAUACUUUUGUUGGAUUCCCCAUCCAUUUUUCGACACCUGACUUUUCCGAAAUAAAAACCUUCUUGCUGAACUCCAAACGAUUUGACAAUAUAAUGAAGCUUUCAAUAAAUAACAUUUCAUUUGUUAUAUAUUGCAAGUCUUAUCCUUUAAUUGGAGGUGUAAUGUCUAAUUGGGUAUUUUUAGGAUGUUUGGUUCCUUGGAUGACUACUCAAGAAAGAGAAAUAAAUAUUAAAAAAAGAUUUCAUAGAAAUCAUAAUGAAAGAUAG
Plasmodium berghei ANKA is the source of this 5565-nucleotide messenger RNA. Its product is annotated as centrosomal protein CEP76, putative. NCBI's taxonomy places the organism in Eukaryota, Apicomplexa, Aconoidasida, Haemosporida, Plasmodiidae. The coding region runs from base 1 to 5565 and encodes 1854 amino acids. The transcript is spliced from 20 exons. The record is from RefSeq and is a predicted model, not a curated record.